Molecule: messenger RNA, 1194 nt
Organism: Ixodes scapularis (black-legged tick)
Lineage: Eukaryota; Metazoa; Arthropoda; Arachnida; Ixodida; Ixodidae
Product: homeobox protein Hox-B7-A-like
Exons: 2
Coding region: 1-1104 (367 amino acids)
Biological process (GO): negative regulation of transcription by RNA polymerase II; anterior/posterior pattern specification
Cellular component (GO): nucleus
Molecular function (GO): DNA-binding transcription factor activity, RNA polymerase II-specific; RNA polymerase II cis-regulatory region sequence-specific DNA binding
Source: RefSeq, a predicted model, not a curated record
AUGACCUCGUACUUCGGCAACCUGUCCCCCGGAACCGCGGGCUGGGCGGCCAACGGUCAGGACCCCCACUUCUACGCCACCCACAACUCCAAGUAUGCCGCGGCGCACGCGGCGGCCGCGGCCCACGCCGCUGCAACCGCCGUCGGGGUCGCGGGUUACUGCGAGCCGACGGGCGGUCCCCAGUAUGCGCCGACGUCGCCCUUCGCGCAGGGACGCUACUCGUACGCCCCGCGCUUCGACUCCGGCGCGCCCAAGUCUCCGUACGACGGCGCCCUGCACCACCAGCAGUCGCAGCAGCACCACGUGCCGCACCAGCACCCCGGACUUCCGCCGCACCACCACGCGCUGCAGCAGGGGACAUGCUACGACGCGGGUGUUUCGCCGUACUACUCGGCGGCAGUGCCGUCGAGGCCACCUACGGAAACUGUGCACGUGGCGACGUCGACCGCCGUCAGCGUUGUGACCGCCAAAGAGUACGUCAAGCAGCAGGGUGCAGCUCAGGGCGGGGGGGCGGCGGCUGUGUUCUCCGCCAAGCAACAGACGCAGCAGCAGGCCUCUUCCGGAUACUUCGGGCAGGGACAGCAAGCUUCGUCGACGAGCCCGCCGACCCCCGCUGUGACGCCGAGCAGCAACGGCGGCGGCGGGUCGCAGUUCGACGGUCCCGGCACGCCCGAGAGCUACGCGGGCAGUGCGGGCAGCGGGGACCAGGGGGCCCCGGUCGACCGCCAGGGCUCGCCCGGAAGCGCCCACUCGCCCAGCAAGGCGGACAACUUCUAUCCCUGGAUGAAGUCCUACUCAGAUUCAGCCCAAGGGCCGAAACGAACGCGGCAGACCUACACCCGCUACCAAACCUUGGAGUUGGAGAAGGAAUUCCACUUCAACCGCUACCUGACGCGGCGGCGAAGGAUCGAGAUCGCCCAUGCCCUGGGGCUAACGGAGCGCCAGAUCAAAAUUUGGUUUCAGAACCGGCGAAUGAAAGCCAAGAAGGAGAACAAACUCCAGGGAGGACUGCUAGUGCCCAAGCCAGUGGACGAACUCGGCGGUGUGCUCCAGGACUCCAAGGGACUAGUGGCUACCACGUUAGACGGCGUGGUUUACAGCUGAGGAGCACCACUAAGUCGCAGCAAUCAAGCCGCCAUCACAGUGUACAUUCAAGCCAUCUCAUCCGAGUCAACAUGAAUUGACAUGCGCGCG